GAGUCCCGGAUCCAUUGUUAGGGCUUGGGAGCCACAGCCCGGCUCGCCCUAGGGUUUAAGCAGGUGAGUAAGCUGGAUUGCAUCGCCAUCGCCUUGUGAGCUAGCCGCGCCGCCUCUCCCAGGAUGUCCGACUCGUGCCUGGAUGUGGAGGGCUUUCCAGUCGGCCUCGACACGGAAAUGCAGGCGCUACCCGCCUACAAUCGCAAGGAAAAGUCUCUGGGCCUCCUGUGCGAGAACUUCCUCAGCUUGUAUGGAGCUGAGCAAGGCACCGAGUGCAUCAGCCUGGACGAAGCAGCAUUCCGGCUAGGUGUGGAAAGGAGGCGCAUCUACGACAUUGUAAAUAUUCUCGAGAGUGUAGAGGUGCUGGUGAGAAAAGCGAAGAACUGUUACAUGUGGUACGGGUUUACAAGGCUUCCGCAGGCUUUGAAGGAGAUGAAGCAAGCGGCUCUUCGGGAAUAUGGACUGGAUGGGUGGGGAAGCGACAAGCAUGAGGAGCACCCCCACGAUGACAGCGCGCUUGGAACACAGGAGUCUAUCAACAUGCCUGAUAGUUCUACUGCGUGUCCAUAUACUGAGUCGUACAGCUUCUACAAGCCCAAGAGCAAAGCAGAUUGUAGGCGCGAGAAAUCCCUUGGUCUGCUAAGCCAGAAGUUCGUGCAGCUGUUCCUCAUCUCUCAGACACAGGUAGUUUCGUUAGAUGAAGCCGCCAGAGUUUUAUUCGGAGGAUGCACUGACCCUUCGAAGCUCAAAACAAAAGUCAGGCGCCUCUACGACAUUGCCAACGUGUUGACCUCGCUUCAGCUGAUUGAAAAGACUCACGGGACGGAGAACCGAAAGCCUGCAUUCAAAUGGCUUGGAGUGAGAGACAAUGGAGUCCUUUUCAAGAAACGCCAAUUCCGGCCGUGUAAGCCGACCGAUCCGUUCGCAGCCAACGCCACCAAGCGGCAAACACUGAAGCGCGGGGCGGUACCUUACGAACAACACCACACGGGACUGGGUGGAGGUUACGGCACCAACAGCACCACCACCUCCAAUCAGCAGCAGCUACAGCAGUGCCCACUCCACUUUGGGAUUGCGGCUGCGAUGCAGUACCAGAACGAGACGUUGAACGGCGUGCUUGCACACUACGUCGAGUGCUGGAGAAGUAUGUGCUUUCAAGGCCAGCAGCGUGGGCUUGAUCCCACGUCGUGUGAUUCGGCAUUUAAAAAGUAAAAGAGCUGGCUUUCGAAGAAGAAGGCCCUCUUUUCAGUGCAUUCUAGUGCUCGAAGAUGGUUGGAAAGAAUUAGUCCUGAUGUUGGGGCGUGGAAGAAUUUGCUGGGAGCUUGUAGCGAUGUGAAUCGAGGCGACAUUGGCUAGCUUCGCUUUGCUUGAUCAAUCGAGCGAAACUGAUGCUGUCCAAGGAGAAUAAUCAAAGUCUAGUGAUCUUAGUGAUACCCA
Messenger RNA from Selaginella moellendorffii, 1437 nucleotides. Its product is annotated as E2F transcription factor-like E2FE. The transcript has 13 exons. Gene Ontology annotation, cellular component: RNA polymerase II transcription regulator complex. Gene Ontology annotation, molecular function: RNA polymerase II cis-regulatory region sequence-specific DNA binding; DNA-binding transcription factor activity, RNA polymerase II-specific. NCBI's taxonomy places the organism in Eukaryota, Viridiplantae, Streptophyta, Lycopodiopsida, Selaginellales, Selaginellaceae. The record is from RefSeq and is a predicted model, not a curated record. Gene Ontology annotation, biological process: regulation of transcription by RNA polymerase II. Bases 124 to 1212 code for a protein of 362 amino acids.